AUGGAUCCCUCUCUGUUGAAAGAGCGCGAAGCGUUCUUGCGUCGGGCAAGAACCAUGCAAUAUGUGGAGACUCCACGAAUAACUCAACCAUCCGUGUCCUCGUCAGCCAAAAGUAGUAGUCCUGGCCCUUCCCCGGCCAAGCGUGCCGUUACAACCCCAGCUCAAAGAGACUACUUAACAGUAGACUCCCGCCCUCAAAACCAGGGCCGAUUUGCACUCCUAUCAAAAGUUGUAAAAUACAUGAAGCAACGCCAUUUAGAACGUGACAUCCACCCACUUUCCGUCGACGAAAUCCUGGAAGAAACCAUGCUUCAGGACGCCCCCUUGUCAGAUGUCAAGUGGCUUGAAACUGAGGCACUGCCGAACAAUCCAAAAAUUCACUCCACUCCUGAUGGCAAAUUUGUCUUUAGGCCUAAAUACGAAGUUCGGAACAAACAAGAAUUGUAUCAGCUUCUUAAAAAACAUGAGGUCAAAGGCCUCGGGGGCAUCUACUUGGAUGAUUUAGCCGAGGCGGUUGCGGACGUCGACAAGGUCGUUCAGAGUCUUGGGGAUAAUGUUAUCCAAGUUGUCACCCCGCACGACAAGAAGGUCGUUCUCUUUUACAACGAUAAGACCUUGGAUCUGGGCAUAAAAGAAGGUGAGUUUCCCUUGCUGUUAUAA
Messenger RNA from Dibothriocephalus latus, 660 nucleotides. The record is from the annotation of a GenBank genome assembly. Lineage: Eukaryota; Metazoa; Platyhelminthes; Cestoda; Diphyllobothriidea; Diphyllobothriidae.